This is a messenger RNA of Diprion similis, 943 nucleotides long. RefSeq lists its product as uncharacterized. The coding region runs from base 257 to 625 and encodes 122 amino acids. The transcript is spliced from 2 exons. Lineage: Eukaryota; Metazoa; Arthropoda; Insecta; Hymenoptera; Diprionidae. The record is from RefSeq and is a predicted model, not a curated record.
UACACAGACGCACGUAGCCAGGUCGAAGCGCGGAUUUGCGGAGGGCGAUUGCAUUGAGCAUUCUGCCGUCUUGUGCCCGUAUGUUGAGAUGGCAAAUGGCAACCGUUCACAAGUCGCGGUGUUCUUCACCAUCCGGUAAACGUAAAUAAACAAGAAGGAAUCGUGGAUAAUAAGAAGAAGGAACGAACGGCAUACAUACACGCUGAUCAGCCUAGGAAACAGCAGCGUUGGUUGGAUUCAAAGCAUAGAUGAAAAAAUGUCCGCGACACUUUCAAACCAGGCUCAGCUGCGCUACGUCGUUCAAUGGUUUCAGGAAUGGUCAGAAAUGCAGCGCGGAGACUUUCUGAGUAUAUUGAUAGAAAAGUGCGGACCGGCAGGAUUGGUCAACGGACUUGUCUCCAGUCUGGACAGUCUGGCGUGCAAAGAGGAUGCGGGCAAACCGCCGAGCCUGUUCGAGUGCCGAGUGAAGCUGUUCAGGGAAUGGAGCCAAAACUGGUCACCUCAGGAGAAAGAGAGUUUGCUCUCUUCCAUAAAGAAUUUAGAUCCAAAAUUUGCCGAGAAAUACGAGGAGAAAGUGGCCAAUGGUGACGAUGCGGAAGAAGACUUUGAGAGAAACGACGAGUAACUUGUUGUCUGUGAUCUGUGCUCAAUUUGUCCAACAGAGGAAGAUCUGACUAGCACUUAUGUAUAAUUUUAGAUAUCAUGUCUUUCGUUCGAUUGUUCGUUAGCAAAACUUGAAAACAAAUAUUGUGACUGAAACUGUUUUAGGUCAAAUGGAAGGGUUCCGUUUUUUUGUAUUGUUGCUAAUAGAGUAAGAAAAGAAUUUACGAAGAAAAAUUAGUGAAAAGUGUAAACCGCAGCUCUCUUCGUAAUCCAAUCGCAACUGCCUUUUCCUAGGCUUGCUAUAUACGUAUACAUUCCAAUUUUUGAAUUAUAUACAUAU